Messenger RNA from Malus domestica (apple), 2298 nucleotides. RefSeq names its product protein DETOXIFICATION 21-like. Gene Ontology annotation, biological process: xenobiotic detoxification by transmembrane export across the plasma membrane. NCBI's taxonomy places the organism in Eukaryota, Viridiplantae, Streptophyta, Magnoliopsida, Rosales, Rosaceae. The record is from RefSeq and is a predicted model, not a curated record. Gene Ontology annotation, molecular function: xenobiotic transmembrane transporter activity; antiporter activity. Gene Ontology annotation, cellular component: membrane.
GGCCAGUUUUGACGCGACUGGUUUAAUCGGACGUGGUAGGUUUCAGACCGUUCAAAACAUCUCUUGCUGUUCUACCCCUCAACCCCAUCGACGUCACUCAAAUCUUCUUCUUUUUUCUUUCUCAUUUUGGACUUCCCAGAAAAAAAUAGACCAUAUUAAUGAGAGCCCAUAAUUCCAACAAAAUAGAGGUGAUGGCCAAUUAUUUUAUUCAUUCAUCAGCUCCAUACUCUCUGUAAACAUCUCCUCCACACUCUCCAUCUCUCUCUGACUGUUAGUCUUCCAAUUCAUCCAUCGCUUGGGGACUGUCAUUGGGUUAAUUUGCAGGUAACUCCAGUAUAUGAGUCUCUCUCUCUCUCUCUCUCCAACUCUCUCCGACUGUUAGUCUUCCAACUCAUCCAUCGCUUGGGGAGUGUCAUUGGGUUAAUUUGCAAGCAACUCCAGUAUGUUAGUCUCUCUCGCUCUCUCUCUCUGUUUUACCAUGCUGCAAAGUUUUUGGAUCAAGUAACUAGACUCACUUGAUCACAUCACAUGGGAGAAGACAUUAAAAGGAGUCUCUUGGUAAAAGAGACAAGUGCCGGGGAAGAAGAGACUAGAGUUAUUGAUGGCGAAGAGGAAUUGUCACUGAAAAGAAGGGUAUGGAUUGAAAUCAAGAAGAUGUGGCUGGUGGCUGGCCCUGCUAUAUUCACCAGAGUUGCGUCUUUCGGAACAAAUGUCGUCAGUCAAGCGUUUAUCGGUCACAUUGGCUCUCUGGAGUUAGCGGCUUUUUCACUCGUGUUCACAGUACUUGUCAGGUUCGGAAACGGCAUCUUGCUUGGCAUGGCAAGUGCGCUGGAAACUCUCUGUGGUCAAUCGUAUGGUGCAAAACAGUACAACAUGCUCGGGAUACAUCUUCAGAGGUCAUGGAUAGUACUGUGUGUAGGCACAUUAUUCCUUAUUCCUCUUUUCGUCUUUACAACCCCCAUUUUUGAGGCUUUGGGCCAAGCAGACAAUAUUUCAGAAGUUGCAGGAUAUAUUUCUCUAUGGGUAAUCCCUGUGCUUUUUGCCUUUGUUGUAUCAUUUACCUGCCAAAUGUACUUACAAGCGCAAAGCAAAAAUAUGAUCGUUGCAUAUGUGUCAGCGGUUUCAAUUGGAAUCCACAUCUUUCUUUGCUGGCUUUUGAGUGUGAAAUUUAAGUUUGGGGUUCCCGGUGUGUUGGUGUCGACGAUUAUAUCAUAUUGGUUACCCAACGUGGGUCAGCUUUUGUUUAUUCUGUGUGGUGGAUGCCCCGAAACAUGGACAGGCUUCUCAAUGUUAGCUUUUACUGAUCUCUGGGAUGUCGUCAAGCUUUCUCUGUCAUCCGGCGUUAUGCUUUGUCUUGAGCUUUGGUACAACACAAUCUUGGUCCUUUUAACGGGAAACAUGGAAAGCGCUGAAGUUUCUAUCGAUGCCCUAUCUAUUUGCCUCAACAUCGUGGGGUGGGAAAUGAUGAUAUCUCUCGGUUUCCUGGCUACAGCAAGUGUACGAGUGUCGAACGAGCUUGGAAGAGGUAGCUCAAAGGCGGCAAAGUUCUCGAUUGUGGUUAUUGUGUCGGUAUCACUCUCCAUUGGAUUGGUGCUUUUCGUGCUUUUCUUAUUCUUGAGGAAAAAACUUGCGUACAUUUUCACCAACGAUGAGGCUGUAGCUGACAUGGUUGCUGAAUUGUCUCCUUUGUUGGCCUUCUCCAUACUGUUGAACAGCGUUCAACCCGUGCUCUCUGGAGUUGCUCUGGGAGCUGGAUGGCAGAAAUAUGUAGCAUAUGUGAACCUAGGCUGCUAUUACGUUAUAGGGAUCCCUGUUGGAGUUGUGCUUGGUUGGCCUCUAAAAAUGCAAGUCAAAGGUGUUUGGAUUGGAAUGUUGUUUGGAACAUUAGUCCAAACUAUUGUGCUAAUGAUACUCACCUACAAGACUGAUUGGGAUAAACAGGUAGAUAUAGCUCGUAACCGCGUUAGCAGGUGGGGUCGAACAAAUAACGAAGAAUCGAAUCCCGACACAUGAAGAAAUGUCUGAUUUUUAUCGUCCUUCAAUUGUUCUAGUCCCACCACGAGAAAGACGCACAGAAGUAACACUUCGUGCGAGCAGAGGAUCUUUUGAGGGUUAAUUGUGUUUUCCAUUUUGCCCUUCAUUUUUAUUUGAUUCAAAUGACUUUCGUUAUGAAAUUGAGGGACAUUAGAGCAUUCUCAACAGAGUGGAGUCAAGGACUCCAGAUACCGCUAAACCAAAUAGUCAUUUGCAUUUUUCGGCGGUAAAUAAAGUGGCCAUUGGCGUUUUUUUGUCGACAAA